This is a messenger RNA of Vidua macroura (Pin-tailed whydah), 772 nucleotides long. RefSeq lists its product as uncharacterized. Gene Ontology annotation, biological process: cell surface receptor signaling pathway. NCBI's taxonomy places the organism in Eukaryota, Metazoa, Chordata, Aves, Passeriformes, Viduidae. Bases 41 to 772 code for a protein of 243 amino acids. The record is from RefSeq and is a predicted model, not a curated record. The transcript has 3 exons. Gene Ontology annotation, cellular component: plasma membrane.
ACAAGAGGCAGGUUGCUGAGAGGGUAGGGGCAUUUCCCCCAUGGUUCUCUGCUGGUUCUUUUUGGCCAUGCUGGCCCCUCUGGUAUUAGCCCUGGAACGGUCUCCAGACAUGGUGAUAAAAGAAGGCCAGUCCGUGAAUCUGGAAUGUUCCAAGAAGAAAUCCUCCAGCACAGCUAUGUACUGGUUCAUGCUGCCCUCAGAGAAGAAUUCCAGUCUGACCCUACUGGCUUCUGCAGUAGAAGGUGGUAACCCAGCGGUGGAGAAGGGUUUUGAGAGCCAUUUCAAGAGCAGCAAAAUAAAAGGAGACAGAAUCACCCUCUCAAUAGAACAUGCCUUUCUCAAUGAUUCUGGCACAUACUACUGUGCUGAGGGUGAGCACAGUGGUGAUACUGCUCAGGGAGCUGAGCACAAACUUCUUCCUGCAUAUACAGGACCUGCUUUCCACCCUGUGGGUGCUGUAUGUGGCAGGGCAGCUUGGGGAAUUGAAUGCAAUGGGACACGCUCAGAACUGCAGCAGAGGUCUUGGGAAAAGCUGGAUGCAUUGCUGCUCUCCUCUGCUGACAGGACACAAGGCUACAUCUGCAAAACCCAGGACAGCCUUGAGCAACUGGAUCACUUGAUGUCCUGUAUGGGCCAGCCUCACACUGCCAUGCUCACAGCACAGCACGGAUGUACAGAGUCUCCGUCAGACCUCUGUGCCCAAACUCAGUGCGCAGAAAGUACGAGUGUCUCUUCCUGCCUACAGGGAUGUCCCACUGCCUUGGGCAGGUGA